This is a messenger RNA of Papaver somniferum (opium poppy), 1650 nucleotides long. Its product is annotated as ribosomal RNA small subunit methyltransferase H-like. Gene Ontology annotation, molecular function: rRNA (cytosine-N4-)-methyltransferase activity. Gene Ontology annotation, biological process: rRNA base methylation. NCBI's taxonomy places the organism in Eukaryota, Viridiplantae, Streptophyta, Magnoliopsida, Ranunculales, Papaveraceae. The transcript is spliced from 5 exons. The record is from RefSeq and is a predicted model, not a curated record. The coding region runs from base 35 to 1426 and encodes 463 amino acids.
CUUCACUCAAUUUCUCUCUUUAGGGCGGAGCUGAAUGGCCUCAGCUAGAGCAACAAAGCUGUUCCUCUUCUCCUCUGUUUUACCCUUAAAUUCAUUUUCCAAAUCAAUAAAAGCAAUACCAGCAUUGAAAUUCUUCUUUUCCAGCACCAAAAAUUACAACUUUAAUCUCAAUAAUUCCCAUAGUUUUAGACCAUAUUCCAGUGUCAGUAAAACCACUCUUAUCACAAAUACUGUCAGUGACAAAAGCAAGAGCAAGAAGAAGAAGAAAACAGCUAAGGGGUCUUCUCCCUCUUCUUCUUCUGGUGGAGAGGAGAAAUUGAAGAGGAGGACACGUUCACAAAGGGAGUUUGAAAUACCUGAAGAUUUUCAUCACCAAUUGGUAAUUCAUGGAGAAAACAGUAAAAUUAAUAGUCAUAUACCUGUUAUGCUUGGUGAGGUUUUAGAGGUUUUUGAAAAACAUCCGUCUCCACUUCGUUCUUUUGUUGAUUGUACUCUUGGUGCUGCUGGUCACUCGUCUGCAAUAAUCAGUGCCCAUCCAGAACUGGAGCUAUUAGUUGGAUUGGAUGUUGAUCCUAAAGCACAUGAAAAGGCUAAAUUGCAUAUAAAUGAUGUUUUAAAUCUGAAUGAGCAAGCUCCAGCGUUGAAGGUGAUCACACGUCAUAAGAAUUUCAAGGAUAUCAAAUCUGUUCUCUCCGAGAUUGAUGAGAAAAUCUUGACACACGGUGUUGAUGGAAUCUUAAUGGACUUGGGAAUGUCAUCUAUGCAGGUAAACAAUGCUGAAAGAGGGUUCAGUGUGCUUUGUGAUGGACCUCUUGAUAUGCGGAUGGAUCCUCAGGCAACUUUGAGAGCAGAAGAUAUUUUGAACUCCUGGCCUGAGGCUGAAGUUGGACGAAUUUUGCGAGAUUAUGGGGAGGAAAGCAACUGGUACUCUCUGCAAAAUAAAAUUGUGAAGGCUCGUUCAUACGGGGGUCUGCAUUCCACCAGUGAAUUGGGGAAUCUUAUUCGUGGUUCAACUCCGCAGUCAGCAGGGAGACAGGGUUGGAUGAAGACGGCAACACGAGUAUUUCAGGCGCUGAGAAUAGCAGUUAAUGAUGAACUGAAGAUACUCGAGGAUACACUUUACGCGUGUUUCGAUUCUCUCUCCCCUGGGGGUAGGCUUGCUGUUAUCUCAUUUCACAGUUUAGAAGACAGGAUUGUGAAGAAGACUUUUCUGGACAUCAUUGAAGUUGGAGAUGGUAAUGGACUACUCAAGGAAGAGAAAACUAUCACAAAAAGAGAGGAAGUGAAAGAAACAUGGAUCAAACAGAAGAUCAUUGGAAGGAAAGGAAUCAACCUGACAAAGAGACCGAUAACACCUUGUGAAGAGGAAGAGCGAUUGAAUCGCAGAUGUAGGAGUGCUAAACUUAGGGUGAUUCAGAAGUUUUGAGUGUUCAUAUAUAACAGCAUCCGAAGUCCAAACUAUCCAAUGUACUGUAAUCUCUUAAUCCAAGUCAAAUUGUUUCAUCAUAGUUACUCUAAUGAAUGACAUCCAAUUUGCAAAUUGGUUUGCCAUCAUUACAGAUAUCACAUAACAACAACAACAAAAAUGGAUCAAAAUUUCGCUCCGAUUUCAUUCAAAAAUAUGACAACUGAAAUAACAUUUUCAUGAAA